Messenger RNA from Trifolium pratense (red clover), 1637 nucleotides. Its product is annotated as dehydration-responsive element-binding protein 1C-like. Gene Ontology annotation, molecular function: DNA binding; DNA-binding transcription factor activity. Bases 93 to 896 code for a protein of 267 amino acids. Gene Ontology annotation, biological process: regulation of DNA-templated transcription. The transcript is spliced from 2 exons. NCBI's taxonomy places the organism in Eukaryota, Viridiplantae, Streptophyta, Magnoliopsida, Fabales, Fabaceae. The record is from RefSeq and is a predicted model, not a curated record.
CACACCUUACUCUUCAAUCUCUUAACACAACUCUCUCUUCAAUUCACAAUUUACAUCUCAAAACCAUUUUCCACUCUCUACAACACUUACAUAUGGUAUUCACUAGUAACAACAACUCUUCCUUUUCAUACUCAAUUUCAUCAAAAGAUUCUUCUUUCCACACAUCAUCACCGGACUCUGAGCUCCGAUUAGCGGCGAGUAGUCCCAAGAAACCGGCAGGGAGAAAGAUAUUCAAGGAAACUCGCCACCCGGUAUACCGGGGUGUGAGGAAGCGGAACUUAGAUAAAUGGGUUUGUGAAAUGAGAGAGCCAAACAAAAAGACUAGAAUUUGGCUAGGAACUUUUCCAACCGCCGAGAUGGCAGCCCGAGCACACGAUGUUGCGGCAAUGGCAUUGAGAGGUCGCUAUGCCUGUCUCAAUUUCGCCGACUCAGUGUGGCGGCUCCCUAUUCCUAUAACCUCUAAUACAAAAGAUAUUCAAAAGGCAGCUACCGAAGCCGCCGAGGCUUUUAGACCAGAAAAGAUUUUAAUGACAAACAACAUUGACACCGUUGUAGCUGUCAUUGCUGCAAAGGAGCUGAGUAUGUUUUGUGUGGAAGAGCAAGACGAUGAAGAACUGUUGAAUAUUCCAGAUUUUUUUAGGAAUAUAGCACUAAUGUCCCCUGCACAUAGUUUUGAGCAUAACUAUGAAGAUUUUGAAGACUUUCAAGAUGAUGAGGAUUUUAAAACAAUGUCUGUUACCAUUACCUGUGUUGUGACUGCAAAUGGAAUCCAUUCACCAGAUUUCACCGUGAUAACAAGGACUGUGGUCGUUGCCGUGACUGCGAACCAAGCUCUUUUAUGUCUGGUUUAUUGGUUUUCUUCUUGGCAAGGAAAGGUGCAAAAGAAUAAUGAAUGAUCAUUCUGAAUUACUACUUAAUCAGAAGCCAGUGAUCACCAACUGUAGCAGUGACCGAAGGCAGCAGCAGAGAAACAAAAUGCAGCUGCAGAACAAAAAAAAAAACAACUAAAUCAACUGCAAAUACAAAACUAAAAUUCGUCUAAAAAUACCGAAAGCAGGAUAACAAAAUGCCCCCCCCCCCCCCCCCCCCCCCCCCCCACACUAGAAGGAACCUGUUAUAUGUUCAAGAGAAAAAAUACUCAGCAGAAAAAACCAUACCAGAGCAGAAAGCAACACAGCCUGCUGACCGAAGCCGAACCAGAGCCAAAAAUUUAACUGCACACUAAUGCCAUACCUACAUGUAAACCACAAUUACAUCGACAGGCACAAAAUUGCUAUAAACCUUUCUAUUUUCCCCUGCAACUGACAUCAUUGCUACGAGCGAGCUAAAAUCUGGUGGGAUGACCAGCCCCGGCCAAUGGAAAAUCACAUACCAUAAGCCUCACCAGUAAAAUACUUUCAUUCAUCAAUAACUGCACUGGCUUUGAAUAUAAUGAACCUAGUGGCAAAUAUUAGCUUUACAUGAUAAAAUGCCCUACUUUGGACCCACAGAAGAAAAACUAGAAUACAAUGUUUUAGAUUACCACAUGCACUUGGCCUUAAAGUCAUUCUAUUCUGCAACUUGGCCUUAAAGUCAUCCCAUUCUUAUGCAGUAGAGUAUUCCAUCCAGUUUUGAAUAUAAAACAAAAUAAUUCUGAA